Molecule: messenger RNA, 3723 nt
Organism: Acanthaster planci (crown-of-thorns starfish)
Lineage: Eukaryota; Metazoa; Echinodermata; Asteroidea; Valvatida; Acanthasteridae
Cellular component (GO): membrane
Source: RefSeq, a predicted model, not a curated record
CCUGUAACAUGUCUUUGUUGUUUUUUGACGGCGCCGCUCGAAAGUAUAAGAAGCAAAACCACGAAUGCAAGUCAUUGGACUCACUACAUUGCUGAGAUUAUUAUUGAUGUGAAACCACGGACGGAAAAAUUGUCGAGAUCGAUUUUUUGCAAUUACUUAAAACCAGGAACACUCAGCUUUGGGAGUAUUUGUUCACUAGAAGCGAUCGUAGGCAGUGGGUGACAGGCCAAGGUGCAUGAGGCAUGAGGAGCUCCACCUUCCAUCUCGUGUGGGUAAUGUUCGUCAUCGUGUGUACAGCGCCGCGUCGGUCCAUGCUGAUGCCAGGAGGACCUGGACCGGCCAUGCAAUAUCAAAUCACCAGUGCUCGGCUUGUUGGGCCACAGCUCAGUCGAGACCAUGCCCACUCCGGUCGAGUGCAAGUCCAAAUAGACGGCACAACCUGGCUUGAUGUCUGCGAGAACAUGUGGGAUGAUGGGGAUGGUGAAGUGGCCUGCCGACAGGUUGGAUAUGCUGGGUUGUUGGACAGCAUGAGAGGCAUUAGAAUUGAUGAGGCUAACCAAACUUCAGAAUCAGUCCGCGAUUUUAGAUGUGCUGGAGAGGAAUCUUCACUUGCACAGUGUGACCACAACAAACGGGGGAGAUGCAUGAACGGAGCAGGGAUUACAUGCUACGAAAUCACCAGUGUUCGGCUUGUCGGGCCACAGCUUCGAGAUCAGCCCCACUCCGGUCGGGUGCAGGUCCAAAUAGACAGCACAACCUGGCUUGAUGUGUGCGAAAACAUGUGGGAUGAUGAGGACGGUGAAGUGGUCUGCCGACAGGUUGGAUAUGCUGGGUUGUUGAACAGCAUGAGAGGCAUUGGAAUCGAUGCGAAUAAUCGAACUUCAGAAUCAGUCCGCGAUUUCAGAUGUGAUGGAGAGGAAUCUUCACUUGCACAGUGUGAUCACAACAAACGGCGGGGAUGCAUGAAUGGAGCAGGCGUUAUAUGCUACGAUAUCGGGCAAGAAACGGAGGCAACCACGAUAGAAAGGGUAGUAACUCCUGAGCAGACGACUCCAGGUCCGGCAAACACCUCACCGGUGACGAGCUCAAUGUGGACCGUGACCGAGAGGCCCGAGAACCCUGGACUGACGCAAUCGGCCACUGACGGACACGGCAUGACAACGAAAUUAGCCACGACAGAUACUGGUGGAUUAGACAGUCAACGUGAAUCAAAGCCAGGAAAAUAUAUUGGACUAGCAUUAGGAUGUACGGUGUUCAUCGUGUGCGCAUGCUUCAUGGUAGUGUGCCUUCUGAGAAGGUACAGACAAAGGAAACUUCCCGUGGCGACAACGGACUUGCAACUGUCUGUGGGUUUCGAACAAUGUAGAUCCGACAACGAGAAGGUACUGGGCUUGGCGGUCCCUUGUCCAUCACCAGUCGAACAUUCACUAAAACAGCCAGCUUCAGCUCCGCCGGUGUCAAGGAAUGAGUCUGCCAGCAAAAUAUCGGUUUACCUAGAACUCAACGGUGAGAUGGCUUCAGGGAAAAGGUCAUCGACAGAGGGAAAACAAAACACAGCAAGAGCGUCAUGCUUCACGACGAAGCAAUCCGAGUCGGAUGCAAUGGAAACGAACCAGGUGUUGAGCUGCGGCACAGACUAUUUUACUGUCGAAGACAAGGGCGACUUGACAGGCAACGGCCAGUACACCACGGGGGUGGUCGGGGACAAAGCCACAUCACAGGCAGUUGAUGCGCCAUCGCGGGAUUCGGGUCUUCCGGGGGAAGAUGACGUCGAUGACCACGAGUACACGUACGCAGAUCCCAUUUCAGGUUCCACUGCACACGCAGAGGGGGAACCAGGAAGCCAUAACGUUUUACAUCCUCCCGUGUACACGUACGCAGACGUGCCUCGGCUGGGCGCCCCUGCAACCGGCAUCGACCGGCCACCUAACGCCGAUUAUUUCAUGAUCGAGGAACAAGAAAACUCCAUGGGCGCCCCGCUCUACAACGCCGGCGAGGCACGUCCCACUAUUUCUACGAAGGAAACCAAGAAUGCUGGCUGUCAACCGGCGGCAAUGAACAGGGAAACCGAGUACGCCACCGCAGACGAUUCAAAUCUCUGCACUGGUUCCGCUGAAGAAACCGAAGGAUGGGUAGAGAAUAUCGUGUAUGUUCCCGGGCCUCCUGAAUAGUUUCUUAAAGAACAAUCUAUCCUGGAUUUGUAAGUGUGCAUACUUACGUACCGUAACUGUCGACAAGUAGUCCUUGAUAAUAGUUGGUUGGCUAUAUGUAGAAAACAAUGUUCAUUAGGCACAUUAAUUGUUCCUUAUAUGUUGUUCCAAAUGUUCCAAAACCUAUCUCUGCUUGCUCAGGCGAACAUUGGACCGGCAUUGGAGUCUGUCUCUCCCUAACAAUGUGCAAGCGUUAUACAAUCCUCUCGAAGAAGCUUACAUGUAGUCAUACGUAGUUUUGACUGUGACACGUCGUUACUCAUAUUCAACAUUGGUUGCACUUCUUUCCGUUCUCUCUGUCGCUGUCAUUCUACACAACUAUUUUCAUAACAUUGGUUUCCUCUGUAAACUGAUUUGAAAUCGAGGUUUCUCGAGAACCCUCGCGACUCGUCCUCCCAGAAGUUGGUUAGCCAACUGCACCCAUCCAAUGCCUCAGCAAAGUUCUUUAACCACAGUUUCCAUAUGUUCACUGGUGGAAUACUAGUAUAUGUUUUACAUCUAAACAUGCUUUAAUCUCUUAAUCAAUUCAGUGUAUAGCAUAUACUACUGUACAAUAAAUAUUGGACUUUUAUAUGUACGUUUUAUAAUUUUUUCUUGGUCGUACCAACUCGAGGCAAGUCUAAACGUCAAUUGUGUACCAUCUGGACGGUUUCAUAUCGAAAAAAUAUUAUCACUUUUGACUGUGGACCAUUCAAAUUAUAAGUCGUUAAUAAUGGUACAUCCUGCAGAACCACAGUCCUUCCUAUAAGCAAGAAAGGAUAGGUGAGAUAAUAUAGUAAAGGGAAAGGAACACUAUACUUCGGUUAUCAGUUCAUUUUUCCGAAACUUUGUUUCACGCUAUAAAUAGCCUAUUACCCGAGUAUGGACGUUCUAGAACGGGAGGGGCUAUUUGCUUCACUGGUAAUUUUUCAUUUGAAUGACUACUGACUUUAAGAUCUGCUACCCGAUAAAGCAAUUUGCAUUUGUGACGUAAACAAAAGUCUCCCCAACACAUGGUCGCAAUUCUCCUUUGCUCAUCGCACUGUACAUUCGCGAUCUUUGCCUUGACUGCAAGGGCGAUACUGGUAUUAAAGCGUCUGCAAGAAUGAGGUUGGGGUCAGACACUUUGAAGUCCAAGUUCACGUGAAAACACGAAUCAUGCACAUAGAGGGUACUUUAUUCACUGGAGUACGUUAUUGGGCUUAUAUUAAUAUAUUAAUGCGUGCAGCGAGUCCAUUGCAUUUUGAAGCAGUAAUUAUAGGUCGAUGACUACUUGUAGCCAGUCUGUUGACACGCUAUAUCAAUGCAUUGGUAAUUGAUGCAUAUAGGGUAAUGGACAUGCCAGCUCGCUAUUCCUGUUUGAUAGGGAAAUAAGUCACGGAAACGACAGUUUCCAAACCACAGAGGUUGGCACAUGUUGUUUACGUUACGGAAGAUAUGCGCAAAGACAAUGAUGACAAUAAAGAGGUCCCAUUAUCUAAUAUCCAAAACAUCGACAGAAGUUUGUGGUUUAUCUUAGGAUUGAAUCUGGACA